AUGUCUUACUUAUUUUGUGGAUGACUAUUACUGUUAAUUUUAGGGUUGGUAGGGGUAGCGUCUAACCCAGCACCCUACUUUGCAGCCCUUGGGUUGGUUGUGGUGGCUGGAGCAGGGUGCGCUAUCUUGGCUGGGUGCGGAGCUUCUUUCCUGGCGCUGGUGUUAUUCUUAAUUUAUUUGGGAGGAAUACUGGUUGUGUUUGCCUACUCGGCAGCUUUGGCAGCCGAGCCCCAUCCGGAGGGCUGAUGGGAGGCCUCGGUGUUAGAGUAUGUGGUAUGUUACUUAGUUGCGGUAGCCGUAGCCGCGGGUUAUUUUAGUGGGGACUGGUAUAACUAUCUGUUACCCUCGGUGAGCACUUUCAAGGAAUUCUUUGUGUUAUCCGAAGAUACUGGUGGUGUAGGGGUAAUGUACUCCAUGGGGGGAGGCUUGUUAGUAAUUUGUGCUGCGGUUCUGUUACUAACUCUGUUUGUUGUGCUUGAGAUUGUCCGAGGGGUGGAUCGAGCGACUCUCCGAGCCGUUUAG
Molecule: messenger RNA, 522 nt
Organism: Engraulis encrasicolus (European anchovy)
Lineage: Eukaryota; Metazoa; Chordata; Actinopteri; Clupeiformes; Engraulidae
Source: the annotation of a RefSeq genome assembly